GGAUACGUCAGCAUCACUUGACACAGUUGGCACGAAGGGCGUCCCGAGUAAGGAGCGCAGCGCCAGGCGAACUUCAGACUUGGCACAGAGUACAGCUCUCCCUCCAGCCGGUCAGUCUGUGGAUCUUUUAUUCUUGUUCCGCAGCCAGGAAAAACUUGGACCGAGCGUGCCCAGGUGUGUGUGUGUGUUGGAAGUGAAGGAAAGGUGUGCAGCAGUCAUGAGGAUACAGAGAAUACCGUCCCUGUGGCUCGCUGUCCUGGCGCUACUGGCGGCCGGGACGGCGGUGGUACGGGCGCAGGGUCCGUGCGGGCCGUCGCAGUUCGAGUGUCGCGACGGGUCUUGCAUCGAGUCCGUCCUGCAGUGCGACGACACGCCGGACUGCCCGGACGAGAGCGACGAAGAAAACUGCGCGACGUCCCUGGUGUGCGACGAUGACCAGUUCACCUGCGAUGACGGGGAGUGCAUCCCUGCCGACUAUCAGUGUGACGACGACGCCGACUGUCAGGACAGGUCUGACGAGAAAAACUGCCCGGUGAGGCAGUGCGCGUCGGACGAGUUCCGGUGUGACAAUGGCGGGUGCGAGGACGCCAUCUACGCGUGCGACGGGGAGGACGAUUGCGGGGACAACAGCGACGAGAAGGACUGCCCUGUGGCACCUGGAUCCAGCUGCUUCGUGAACCAGUUCGAGUGCCAGUCCGGUGACGAGUGUGUGGCCAUCACCUACCGCUGCGACGGGGAGGCUGACUGCAAUGACCGCUCCGACGAAGUUGGUUGUGAUCAGUGCAACUGCAACGGACAUUCCAAUGACUGUGACCCAGUCAGUGGCCGGUGUCAGAAUUGCGAGCAUAACACCAUGGGCAACUCAUGCGAGCGCUGCUUGCCUGGCUUCGUGGGAGACCCCAGAAAGGGGACCCCCAAUGACUGUCAGCCGCUUGCGCUGUGCGACUGCAACAACCAUGCCAUAGAGUGUGACGUGUCUGGAAAGUGCCUGAACUGCCAGCAUAACACGGCAGGGGACCGGUGCGAGAGCUGCGCGCCCGGUUACGAGGGUGACGCGACGCGGGGGACGGAACAGGACUGCCAGCCCAUAGCUAGAUGCAACUGUAACGGACACUCGAACGACUGCGACUCACAGGGCAACUGUCUGAACUGCCAACACAACACCAUGGGAGUGCACUGUGAGCGCUGCGUACCUGGUUACUACGGUGACCCGCGUAGGGGCACGCCCGGCGACUGCCAAGCCCUCCCCGCCUGUAACUGCUAUGGCCACUCUAAUGACUGUGACCAGUACGGGCAGUGCAGGGUAGGUUCUGGUCUCAAGGACAACACAAGGACGAUUUAUGAGAGGGUGUGA
Messenger RNA from Branchiostoma belcheri (Belcher's lancelet), 1354 nucleotides. RefSeq names its product basement membrane-specific heparan sulfate proteoglycan core protein-like. Gene Ontology annotation, molecular function: protein binding. The record is from RefSeq and is a predicted model, not a curated record. NCBI's taxonomy places the organism in Eukaryota, Metazoa, Chordata, Leptocardii, Amphioxiformes, Branchiostomatidae. Bases 218 to 1354 code for a protein of 378 amino acids. The transcript is spliced from 8 exons.